GAUCUGUGAGGUAGCACAUGGCGGCCGCAGCAGCCAUGAGCCUGCCUCCGACUCACACAACUCCCCCCUAGACGCCGCCGUCCGCCCGGCUCUGCCCGAAACAAGCAGCCCGCCCGCUUGCCCACUGCCGUCGCCGCGAAAAUCUCCAGCUUCUUCCCCGGCCAGCCCAGCUUCCCCUCUACUGCCUCACUAGUCGCUCGCCCCCAGCAACUCCGAGGAGGGUGGGCGAGGGAGUGCCCGGUCCCCUUUAAGCCGCCGCCCGCCCUCCCGCCAAUCGGGCCCGGGAAGCGAAGGGAAGCGGGGAGUGAGGAGCUCCGGCGAAGGCUCGCCGUCCCGAAUCCGGCCUUACGAUAUCCCCGCAGCACCGUCACCAUGGGAGUGCAGGGCUUCCAGGACUACAUUGAGAAGCACUGCCCGAGCGCCGUAGUGCCCGUGGAGCUGCAGAAGCUGGCCCGGGGGAGUCUGGUGGGCGGCGGCCGCCAGCGGCCCCCCCAGACCCCGCUGCGCCUCCUCAUUGAUGCCGACAACUGCCUGCACCGCCUCUACGGCGGCUUCUACACGGACUGGGUGAGCGGUGGCCAGUGGAACCACAUGCUGGGCUACCUGGCGGCCCUCGCCAAGGCUUGCUUCAACGGCAAUAUCGAGCUCUUCGUAUUCUUCAACGGGGCCCUGGAGAAGGCCCGGCUGCACGAGUGGGUGAAACGUCAGGGCAACGAACGGCAGACGGCCCAGCAGAUCGUCAGCCACGUCCAGAACAAGGGCACCCCGCCACCCAAAGUCUGGUUCCUGCCCCCCGUCUGCAUGGCCCACUGCAUCCGACUAGCUCUCAUCCGCUUCCACAUUAAGGUUGCACAGAGCAUUGAAGAUCAUCAUCAAGAAGUAAUUGCAUUCUGCAGAGAAAAUGGUUUUCAUGGCUUGGUUGCAUAUGACUCCGAUUAUGCAUUGUGCAACAUCCCGUACUAUUUCAGCGCCCAUGCCCUAAAACUGAGCCGUAAUGGGAAAAGUCUAACAACAAGCCAAUAUCUGAUGCAUGAAGUUGCCAAGCAACUGGACCUGAAUCCAAACCGUUUUCCAAUUUUUGCUGCUUUAUUAGGUAAUCACAUUCUACCUGAUGAAGAUUUGGCUUCUUUUCAUUGGAGUUUACUUGGUCCAGAACAUCCACUAGCCUCACUUAAGGUACGCGCACACCAGCUAGUUUUACCACCUUGCGAUGUAGUGAUCAAAGCCGUUGCUGACUACGUUCGUAAUAUUCAGGAUACCACUAAUUUGGAUGCCAUAUCUAAAGAUGUUUUUCAACAUUCACAGUCCAGAACAGAUGACAAAGUCGCUCGAUUUAAGAGAGCAGUUGGAUAUUAUUCAGUGAAUAGUAAACCUAUGCCAUUUCACCCACCACAUUUCAUAGCAGCCCGACCAAAUCAAUUUGGAAUGCCUGGGAUAGUGCCACCGUAUAUUCCUCAGAUGCUUAACAUUCCACAGGCCUCAAUACAUGCAAAAUCUGGGGUUCAACAAAUGUCUAACCCAGGUGUUGUUCUGGGUCAGGGUCCAUACCCAUAUAGCCUCUCUGAGCCGGCCAUCACUUUGGAAACAAGUGGAAAAAAUUUGUCUGAGCAGAACAACUACAGUAACAUUCCUCAUGAAGGAAAGCAUACUCCACUGUAUGAGAGAUCCUCCCCAAUAAAUCUAGCUCAGAGUGGCAGCCCCAACCAUGUGGAUUCAACCUAUUUUCAUGCCUCUUCUACAUCAUCUUCCUCAGAUAACGACGAAGGCAAUGGAGGAGCUGCAAAUCAUGUCAGGGGGAACAAAGUUAGCUGGGAGAAGACAGGAAACCAGUCAGAAAAUCAAGCUCGUGGAGAUUCAGGAGACCAAUUUAAGGCUGAAGGUUCCUCUAUUGCCUCUUCAGGAAGCCAGGCAGCUGAAGCUAAAGGGAACCCAGCCAAUACUGCACAAAUCCCAUGCCUAUUGUCAAUGCCCACCAGGAAUCAUAUGGAUAUUACCACGCCUCCAUUACCUCCUGUAGCUCCUGAAGUCUUGAGAGUGGCGGAACAUAGGCAUAAGAAGGGGUUGAUGUAUCCCUACAUCUUUCAUAUCCUAACUAAGGGUGAAAUCAAAAUUGCUGUUUCUAUUGAAGAUGAAGCCAACAAAGACCUGCCUCCUGCUGCUCUGCUUUAUAGGCCAGUUCGUCAGUAUGUUUACGGAGUCCUGUUUAGUUUGGCAGAAAGCAGAAAGAAAACUGAAAGACUUGCUUUUAGAAAGAACAGACUUCCACCAGAAUUUUCACCAGUAAUCAUUAAAGAAUGGGCUGCUUAUAAAGGAAAAUCCCCCCAGACUCCAGAACUAGUGGAAGCACUUGCUUUCAGAGAAUGGACUUGCCCCAACCUGAAGAAACUGUGGCUGGGGAAAGCAGUAGAAGAUAAGAAUCGAAGAAUGAGAGCAUUUUUGGCCUGUAUGAGAUCAGAUACACCAGCAAUGCUCAAUCCAACUAAUGUGCCCACUCACCUCAUGGUGCUCUGCUGUGUAUUACGGUAUAUGGUGCAGUGGCCAGGAGUCCGGAUACUGCGUCGCCAGGAGCUUGAUGCCUUCCUGGCUCAGGCGUUGUCUCCCAAACUUUAUGAGCCUGAUCAACUACAGGAACUCAAGAUUGAAAACCUAGAUCCCCGAGGAAUUCAGCUGUCAGCUCUGUUUAUGAGUGGUGUGGAUAUGGCACUCUUCGCAAAUGAUGCUUGUGGUCAGCCAAUCCCUUGGGAGCACUGCUGUCCUUGGAUGUAUUUUGAUGGAAAACUUUUCCAGACCAAACUUAUCAAAGCAAGCCGAGAAAAAGUUCCACUCAUUGACCUCUGUGAUGGUCAGGCUGAGCAGGCUGCCAAGGUUGAAAAGAUGCGUCAGAGCAUCCUGGAAGGGUUAAAUUUCUCCAGGCAGAAUCAUCCGCUCCCUUUCCCGCCUCCUCCUGCCAUGCCUUUCUACCCAGGUUCUAUGUAUCCUCGACACUUCGGGCCAGUCCCACCACCUCAGGGCAGGGGUAGAGGCUUUGCAGGAGUCUAUGGCUUUGGAGGCCCUUAUGGGGAAACAGUAGCAACAGGCGCUUACCGUGCCUUCCGGGUGGCGACAGCACCAGGACCCUGUGGAGCCUUCUCGGGCAAUGACAACAACAGGACUAGCAAGUUACAGGGCGGAGUCCAGCCUAUUCCUUCUCAGGGAGGAAAACUUGAAAUAGCUGGGACUGUUGUUGGCCACUGGGCAGGAAGCAGGCGAGGACGGGGAGGACGAGGACCUUUCCCACUUCAGGUAGUUUCUGUUGGUGGACCAGCAAGAGGACGUCCAAGGGGCGUUAUUUCCACCCCAGUGAUUAGAACAUUUGGAAGAGGUGGAAGGUACUACGGGAGAGGCUAUAAAAACCAGGGAGCAAUUCAGAUGCCUCCUGCACAUCCCCAGCAUUCCACAGAACAGUUUGAAGACCACUGCCUCAUUUGGUAAACCUCCUUAUGCUGCUUCAGCAGAAGAAGUGGCCAAAGAACUUAAGUCAAAAUCAGAGGAGUCUAAAUCCUCAGUUGUGUCUUCAGAUGGAUCCCUGGCUGAAAAUGGAGUGGUGAAUGAGGAGAAACCAGCCUCCCAGGUGAAUGGGAAUACAGGAGACGUCAGGGCUUCCAACCAGUCUGAAAGUGCCUUGAAUAAUGACUCUAAAAUGUGCAAUACAAAUCCUCACUUAAAUGCACUAAAUGCAGACAGUAUUUGCCAUAAAGAUGAGACUCUGGAGGCAGCUGUCUUAAAAAAAGAAGAGUAAACUUAUUUUUUAUAGAGGGUGAAGGAUGUUGGAAGGGUCAGGAUUAGGAAUAUCUGGAAAGAAAGAGAGCCUACAGUUAUGUACAUUUUUUCCUUUCCGUAAGAGAAAAAUGAGGACUUUGGAAAUUCGGAUCCCUCUUUGAUGUCACAGAUUUAAGCAACACAUUUUUAGUUUUAACCAGUUGUAGUCAAAAUGCUACAAUAAACAAAAAAGAAAAAAAAUGAAGAGCAUUUGACUCCCGCACUUAAAAUAAAAGUAUACAUAAAGUUUAACUUUAAACUGGUUAUGACAAAAGCUUGUAGUUUUGUUUCUUGAAAUAUACAAAUUUUGGCAGUUGUUAAGUAUAUAUAGCUUAAAAUAUAAUUUUUAGUAUUUGGCACCAUAUGUAUGCCGUUAUAUUUGAUUUUGCAUUACGUGUCACAACAAAGCUUCCUUUAAGGCUUUAAUUUCAUGAUUUUGAAAAAAUGGCACAACCACAGUUUUUCUUUCUUAAAUUACAUCACUGUUAAUGUGGUUUUUUUGUGUUAAAAUGUGCAAACUAUUGACAAUAAAAGUAAUAGAGUAACAUUGCCGUUUUGCUGAUUUUAACUAUACAGUACAUCUUACAUACUUUACAAGCAAGUUAAAUGGAGAUAAACUUGAAAUCAUAGAUGCUAAUGAUCUUUCAAAACAAACACAAUGCGUUCUGAAACUUUGUGAUUAAUACCAUGCAUCUGUGACCAAUGAGCUAUGUGGUUUUGAAUUGGAUGUAGACCAUUAGUACUACUAUUUGAGCUAAACUUCUGCAUGGUUCAUAAUUUUUAAAGUGUGUAGUUAAUAUUAUGCAUGUUAUUGUCCUUUCUUCCAUUCUUACAAGUACUGUGCCCAUUUGCAAAACCGAAAAAGCUAAUAAUCAGUAAUAGUCCUAUAAAAGAUGUUAACUAUGUUUAGUCAUUGAUUGAUCUUGCUCUAAUCUUAAAAUUUUGUGGUUAUGGACCUCUGUUGCAUUUAAUCUAAAACUUAAAAAAAAAAUUAUCUAGCCGUUUUGAAUAUCAACGUUACCCUGGUGUACUCAUUGCUGUAUGCGUUACUGUUCUCUGUUGCUACUUUAUGCCUUCAUAUUAGCAAAUAUGAAAUUCUGUGAAAAACAAAAAAAAGCUUCAAUCUUCAAAAACUACCCCCUUCUGUAGCAAGAAACAAAUUGCUUGUUCUUGAGAACUUUCCCAUCAAGAAUUUAGUAGGAGCAAAUAUACCUGUAUCAUUUUGAUGUUUUUGUUAGUGUUUCCAAACUUUAAUGUACUUCAAAAUCAAAAUUGUUUCUUUAUAUUCGUUUUCAUCUAAUUUUCCUGAUGCUCUUCAUCACACAUUAGUGAUCAGAAAUGAGGUGUAAUUCCCCAUUCCCUGCCCGCAAGAGCUAAGUAGGUAUCUUAAUGUAAGUUGAAGGGAGUUCUGCCCCACUCUUGGAUUGUGCAAGAAUGAACUACUGUUGGGUUUGAUGGAUUGUAGAUGGAUUGUGGUGUGGUGUAUUUUGAAGGCUAUUGAAUGCAACUUACAAUGCUUAAUAAAAAUCUUUAUUCUUUUAGUAUAAAA
Messenger RNA from Ornithorhynchus anatinus (platypus), 5347 nucleotides. It is a transcript of the gene FAM120A, whose product is annotated as family with sequence similarity 120A. The record is from RefSeq and is a predicted model, not a curated record. Gene Ontology annotation, cellular component: nucleus. Lineage: Eukaryota; Metazoa; Chordata; Mammalia; Monotremata; Ornithorhynchidae. The transcript is spliced from 19 exons. Bases 373 to 3471 code for a protein of 1032 amino acids.